Racocetra fulgida is the source of this 126-nucleotide messenger RNA. Lineage: Eukaryota; Fungi; Glomeromycota; Glomeromycetes; Diversisporales; Gigasporaceae. The record is from the annotation of a GenBank genome assembly.
AUGCAUAGUGGUCAGACAGAUCGUGUCUCUGAUCUUGAUUUGAACAAAUCCCUUCGAUCAAAAUUAUUGAUUAAACCCGUCCAAAAAAAACACAACUCGGGUGACCCAGCGCUUAAUGAUGAGUGA